GCAUCAUGACUUUGUGUUUUUGGAGUCGUUUACGAAUCAGAGUUUCACAGUUUUGUGCCGGAUACAUCAUUAGUGAGAAUUACACACAACAAAGAUGCAAUGAAUAGUCUGAAAUGACUGCUGCGCCCUUCCGCGUCCACAGAGGUGCAGAUUGUACACAGGUGAGAUCGGUGACGUCAUACAGGAAGUACUAUAGGGGCAUACGUGUGGUUUGGAGUUUCUGCUAUCGUGCUGUUGAACUGUAGCCCGAAAACUCUGGACGUUAUUCACAGAAAAACGUCGUUCCCUGCUGAGAGAUGUGCACUUUUGAUAAGGACAAAGGGCCAAGGAGGCUGAUGAGGAAGGGGUUGGCCCUUAUAAUCAUCGGCCAUAUAAACUUCAUCUUUGGCGCCAUUGUCCAUGGCAGCAUUCUCCGCCACAUUUCCAAACCCAGCCAGCAAAUUUCUACUGAAUACACCGUGACCAACAUCAUCUCCGUCACCUCGGGCUUGCUGAGUAUUGCAACUGGGAUUAUUGCCAUUGUGGUGUCAAGGAACCUUAAUGUGCUCAAAGUGCAAAUAGGCCUCCUGACUGCAUCAAUCCUGAAUGCUUUGCUCUCAGCAGCAUGUUGUGUCGGACUUCUCUUUGCCAUUGGUGUCACAAUUGCCCACGAUGGGAAGGGUUUGAUGGUCGGUUGCAGUGACACACAGGUGCCCAUCAAUGCUCGGUCACCUAUUGGUGUCCGAUGUCCAUUUGAUACUACAAGGAUCUAUGACACCACCCUGGCUCUGUGGAUCCCCUGUGCAGUGUUUUCGGCAGUUGAAGUGGGACUGUCAGUGUGGUGCUUCAUGGUGGGACUGGCUCUCAGGGGGCUGCCACCCUGCAAGAACAACUACAUCAAAGAGCAGUUGGAGGAAGAGGCCCAGUGCUCUCCUCACAGCCGACACCUGAUUGGAGAACGUGCGAAUUCCGAACUGUAACUAAACAACAAGUAGCAAGCACAUCUAAGAAGGCUAAAUCCCAAAAAGCAUGACUGCAUCUCUGCACAGACUGAACUAUUUCUUCUACAGUCAUUUAGGGUAGUGUUACUCCAGUAAUGUAGUGCAGGAAUGGAAUGAGUUUACUACAGUUGGCUGCUCACAGCUCCACUUUGUGUGCCUAAUUAAUGUUAAUUUAGUGAACACAUCACAAAAAAAACCCCUAUUGACUGAUGGGAUUCAGCGUUCAUGCCAAUGUAAGAGACAAUAUAUACAGGUACAAAGUAAGAUAUAAAGAAUGAUUUCAGUCCUGUACCCCUACUUGACUGUUUGGGUUUUAAGUGUGCCAAUACGAUAAAACCUUUGUUCAUGAAGGAAAAACCAGCAACAAUGUUUUUAGAUUAACUCAAGUAUGUUUUAGCAUGUAUGCUUAUUUCAGAGACGUAUAGCUUUUCGCAAUAUAUUUAGUGUUUUACUGUUUGUACAGAUUAAUUAAUCCACUGUGCUGCAUUUAAGAUGCCUUCAGCGGACCACAGAAAAGCAGGUGUCUUGCUGUUUAUGCAAAUUGGAAACCUAUGAUGAAGAUGUUAUGUAAAUUGGAAAUUUGUUGUAUUGAAAGAUAAUUGUAAAGGUAACUGAAAUGAGCAUCUUGGGAUGGAGAACCCUAUUUGCUUGCUGAACAUGCCAUUGGUGUGGUUGUACUGUAUUUAAUAUGCAUUAUAAAGUGUUUUUAUAUAUUCUUUUUCUAAUUACAUUAUUAUUUGUCAGCUUUUUGCUUAAAUUCUGAGAAAACAUGUUUCAAAGAGAUUUUAAACUAAAACUGUAGUGAGAUUAAAUUGAGUAUGCUUUUUU
Messenger RNA from Haplochromis burtoni (Burton's mouthbrooder), 1808 nucleotides. Its product is annotated as keratinocyte-associated protein 3. The transcript has 6 exons. Lineage: Eukaryota; Metazoa; Chordata; Actinopteri; Cichliformes; Cichlidae. The record is from RefSeq and is a predicted model, not a curated record. The coding region runs from base 297 to 959 and encodes 220 amino acids.